GGAUAACUUUUUGCAUGCCUUCGCAAUUUUUCGGAUGUGAGAAGUCAGUGUGCACAGAGGGGAACCAUGGCAAGGGGUCAACAUUCUAACCGGGAGCUCGCCGAGGUGUUUGAUCAGCUCUGGCGUCUGGAUACCAACCGUCUCAAACCAGGCGCGGAUUACAUCAUUUCCCUCCAGGGGAGGGCAGGUUAUGUGGCUCAGGGCAGUAACUAUGCCAGAGAUCGGGCCAGCGCUCCUCUCUUCAAGUACGUCAACGAAGAGAAACUGAAGAGUAUAGAGACAUACGCACACUUCAUCAACCUGCUGGACAACUAUGAAAUGUCCACCGGCGUGUCGGAGACCGUCACGUCCGAGGAGCUCAAAGAGAACAGGCUCUUCAUUGAUGCCAUCAUGGAGACUGAUGUCAUGAAGUGUGCUCACGACUAUCUGGUGAAGAAAGGCCAGUCGCCGUCCGACCCGGCACAGUUCAAGAGGCAGCUGUAUGACAUCUGGUUCCGCCUCUACCACAGGGACAGGAGUGGAGGCGAGGAUUCCUGUGGAUUUGAGCACGUGUUUGUCGGAGAGACAAAAUACGGCCACGAGAUCACAGGCCUCCACAACUGGGUCCAGUUCUACCUGCAGGAAAAGCACGGCCACAUCGACUACAAGGGCUACAAAGCAAGAGACAACAAAGACACGCCCGAUGAGGACGACCACGUGCUGAACCUGCAGUUCAGCUGGAAGGGGCUGGUGAAGCCGAUCGGGGGAUCCUUCAUUGGCGUCAGUCCAGAGUUCGAGGUCGCUGUUUUUACCAUCAUCUUCCUCCUGUCGACUGAGAAGAUGAGCUCCGUGAAGGUGAAGGUGGAUGAGUACAUGCUGGAGCUGGUUGUCUAUCGGCAGGGCCGAUCCAUUGGCACCUCCUACCCCAAACUGCUCAGCAGCAACAACAGGGAUUUGUAAAUUUACAGCCCACUGAGCUCCCAGCUGUCGCGUAACAAGGCCGAUGUUUUCAUUAAACUUUUCUUUUUGUUCGAUAUAAUCGUAAAACCUACCUGGAGGAGGUACUUGUCAUUGCACUAAAAGUAUAAACUAUUGCUAAACCUUAUCUUGAAUGAUAAUGCAGACUGCAUUUAUUGAUUGUUGUUAUUGUUACUUAUUUGUUUUGUCCCACCAGAGAAAUGUGUAAUUUGCCAGGUUAUUUUUUAUGAAUGCAGAAGUUAAAGGAAUGGUUUUAAUAUCUAGUUUUGUAAGUU
This is a messenger RNA of Menidia menidia (Atlantic silverside), 1232 nucleotides long. NCBI's taxonomy places the organism in Eukaryota, Metazoa, Chordata, Actinopteri, Atheriniformes, Atherinopsidae. The record is from the annotation of a GenBank genome assembly.